GGUGGAGCGGUGAUUCGCCUCGUCUCCCCGCCUUCAGCUAGCAGCAGCAGCAGCAACGUUCAGUGGCAUCCGUCCAUUUCCUCUCUCCUGAACCGCCGGCAGGCCAACACCUCAAACUCCCACUGACAUGGCUGACCAACUAACAGAAGAGCAGAUCGCUGAGUUCAAGGAGGCCUUCUCCUUGUUUGACAAAGAUGGAGACGGCACCAUCACCACCAAAGAGCUGGGCACCGUCAUGAGGUCACUGGGUCAGAACCCGACUGAAGCUGAACUCCAGGACAUGAUCAAUGAGGUGGACGCCGAUGGCAACGGGACCAUCGACUUCCCCGAGUUCCUGACGAUGAUGGCACGGAAGAUGAAGGACACGGACAGCGAGGAGGAGAUCAGAGAGGCCUUCAGAGUGUUUGACAAGGACGGCAACGGAUACAUCAGCGCGGCGGAGCUUCGUCACGUCAUGACCAACCUGGGAGAGAAGCUGACGGACGAAGAAGUGGACGAGAUGAUCAGAGAAGCCGACAUCGAUGGCGACGGACAGGUCAACUAUGAAGAGUUUGUUCAGAUGAUGACAGCCAAAUGAACUGAGCUUACAAAGAAUCAGUCAAAUAUUUCACUUACCUCUUAUUGCAAAAAUCUACAUUUAAUCAUACUGUUCUGUAUAGACAAUUUAAACUGAAUGUUGGAAUACUGAAAAUCUGUCCAUAUAAACAAGUUCAAAAAAGGUAAAAGUUAAAAAAAAAAAAAAAAAAAAAAAGUUAAUCUGCAUGUACUGGCUUGUAUUCCCCACCCCUCCGCGCUGAGCCGACCAAUCAGAUCUCGGCUCAUUAGACGAGCGGCCUCGUGCAGCCGGCUAGUUUGGCCGCUGCCCCUCUGCUUCCUGGUUCCAUCUGCCUGAUGUCAUGAUGAUAGUUUGGGCGGGUCAGCCGCCUUUUCUUCUAUAAAGUCCUGUUCUGUUUUACUUUCCCUUUCGUGCAUGCAGCGUUAACAUGGGUUACUGUUGAGAUCUCAGUGACAGAAGGCUGUUUGUUGGGCCUCAGAGGAGGAAGGGGCGGUUCGCCGGGAUGGGAGCGAGCGGGCGGGCGAACCAACGGGACGCUUGCUUUAGCUAAAUAAAGUCAGUGACAGAUAUUUUUAAGAAAAAUUAAAAUGGAAUAAACAACUAAUUUUAGAUUUUGUGUUUCUGGCAUGUCUAAUAAUCACUAUCCUUUGUGUGUUUACUUUUUUUUUUUUUUUUUUUUUUUUUUUUUGGAGGGUGAAACGCCCCUUUGGCAGUCUUUGUCUUAUCCAAUUUGGAGGGAUGGGUGGGCUCUAAAGAUAAUUAUAUACAAGCACAGUUUCUGAGGCAGAGGUUUUGCACCAGCGCUGGCACCAGUGUGAGUAUUGGGUUGGAUGUUUACAGACACUGAGUUUAAAAGUAAGAUCCGAGUUUGUCUCGCCGCACACGGGUGCAGGCUGCUGUCUCUGAAGGCUGUGCAUGUAUGACUCGGCGUGGUUAGGGGGGGGGGGGGGGGGGGCGAGUUCCAGCUUAAUGGGGGACAGGGUCGGCGCUUUGCAGCAUUUCUACCUUGUUUUUGUGUGUGAGUUUGCCUGUGUGCGCGUGGGUUGCAGCGAGGCCCGACCCGGUCCAGUCCAGCUGUUCUGUUCGGUUCAGUUGAUCUGCAUUCCAAGAUGUACAAUGCUAGUCUUUACAUUUUGUUUUUCCAAUAAAAUCUCAUGAACUAAAA
Messenger RNA from Fundulus heteroclitus (mummichog), 1721 nucleotides. It is a transcript of the gene calm1a, whose product is annotated as calmodulin 1a. The transcript is spliced from 6 exons. Lineage: Eukaryota; Metazoa; Chordata; Actinopteri; Cyprinodontiformes; Fundulidae. The coding region runs from base 128 to 577 and encodes 149 amino acids. Gene Ontology annotation, molecular function: calcium ion binding. The record is from RefSeq and is a predicted model, not a curated record.